AUGACAUUGACAUUGGAUCAAGCUACACAACCGUUGAAUAUCAUUCAGCAACAAAGAGCAAGACCACAACACGCGAAUUUUAGAAUGAACUUCGAACCAUUUGAGAAAACAGAAAUGAAUCCAGGUGAAGUUCCAGAAAGUUCGAAAGCAUAUCCCCAACAACAAACAUAUGAUAUAUAUUUCAGGUUUGAAAAAGGUGCUGAUGAUUUAGUUAAUAUUGCAGCCGGUCUUCAUAAAGGAUUUGCCCGCGUUGAUGAUGCAAUUACAUUACCAGAAGCGCAGGCAUAUGCAAAGAAACAUGGUAAAAACCGGCAAGCUCACGAAUUAGAUAUUACAGGACCAAACGGUCUUCCAGAUGGAAUUAAGGAAGUUUUCAUCACUGACUCCAAAGGUAAUUUGAAAGUAAUUAAUGGAUGGAGAUUAACUGACAGUGACUAUGCUGAAAGAAAAGCAUAUCAUACAGUUAUACCAGAACCUGCUGAUAGAGCAGAAGAAGGAAACUCUUUUGUUGAUUUCAAGAAGACUUACUUUAGAGUUGCUGAUGAUGGAAAUGGAAAUUCAAGUUAUGUUUAUCGUUUACCAAGUAGAUUUAAAGAUUUACAAAAGGAUAAAGAUGUUGGUGCAAAAAAGUUCUUUAAUGAUGCAUUGGUUAAACCAUGUUUUGAAGUCAAUAAAGACUAUAUAGAAAAUCUUUUCAACGCUGCUGGUUGGGCAAAGAAUGAUGGAGAUGAUAAGAAUGAGAAACGAAGAAAAGCGUUCAGCAAAGCCAUUUCUAAAAGUCAAGGUACUAAUUUCUUGUAUUCAGCUCUUGUUAAGUAUACAACUUAUAGAUCUCUUGGUCGUGGUUGGGGUAUUGAUCAAUUUGUGACUGAAGUCACGAAUAGUGAAUUAGGUGGACGUCCAGAUGUAAAAGAAACUGAAAUAAAGGCAAAGGCUGAAAGAAAGAUGCGCUCAUUCGAAAGUAGCAAAGCGUUCAAGAAUGCGGCAAUGCAAGUUGUUAGUGAUAUGAUUACUAAAUUCAAGAAUGAUCUUACAUAUAGAACAUUUAUUGCUCAACACGCAAUAGGUGCAUUAAGAGUUGCUAUCAUAAAUGUACAAGAAGGUAAACAAUUCGGGUAUGACGCAACAUACAAAUAUAUGGAGAGCUUCGAUAAUAAUGUUGAUCCACAGGCAGUUGCACCAGAACCAACAAAUGUUGAUAAUAAGUUUAAGUCAGCAUUUAAUUACGAGAAUCCACAAUCUUUCGAAAAUGAAAAUGAUCAAACAGUUUAUAUAGCAAGACCAGAAGGUAAAGGACCAGCAAAUCAAUUUUAUAGAGGACCUAAAAUGGGUGGAUAUACACUAAUUGCACCAGAUGGAACACAGCACAUAAUUGAACCAGGUGCUUACGGAAUACAACCACCAGCAAAUACUGCAACACUUGCUCCAGCGAAUUCCACAGCUACAGUAAAUUCAACAGCAAAUCAAAAUAGUCUACGAACACCAUUAACGAGACAUUUUGGAAAACCAAAUCAAAAUAGACGAACAGCUCAACCACCUCAACCAACUAACACAGUUACAAUAAAUCCAGAUGAUCUAAAUACUUUGGUGAAUAAUAACAUGGAUCAAAAUUUACAGAAUACAAUGCGCGGUGCAUUCAACAGACCCCAACGCACAUAA
Messenger RNA from Trichomonas vaginalis G3, 1659 nucleotides. RefSeq lists its product as uncharacterized. The record is from RefSeq and is a predicted model, not a curated record. Bases 1 to 1659 code for a protein of 552 amino acids. Lineage: Eukaryota; Parabasalia; Trichomonadida; Trichomonadidae. The transcript has a single exon.